CCUCCGCCGGCAGUUGGGAGGGCCCUUCCGGCGCCGGGAAAAGCGCGAGUGGGGUUGUCUCAAUUCUGCGACUACAACCUGGUUUCCUCUGCUCUGGUCACCGUUCGGACGAAAUGUCUUCUCUAAAAGGUCCAAAUGCAGAAAUAGUAUCUCAACUUCAUGAUUCAGCUGCAGAAGGAGAUAUUGCCAGGCUAACAGUAAUCCUCACUCAUUCUCCAUCUCUUCUCAAUGUAACUUCUAAAAAUGGCUGGACUGCUUUAAUGUUCGCUGCAAGGAACGGACAUCCAGAUGUUGUCCAAUUUCUACUUGAGAAAGGGUGCGACAGAUCCAUUGUCAAUAAAUCAAAGCAGACUGCACUAGAUAUUGCUAAAUUUUGGGGUUAUAAGCAUAUAGCUAACUUACUAGCUAAUGCUAAAGGUGGGAAGAAACCUUGGUUUCUAACCAGUGACGUGGAAGAAUGUGAAAAUUAUUUUAGCAGGACACUACUAGACCGGAAAAGUGAAAAAAGAACUAAUUCAGACUGGCUACAAGCUAAAGAAAGCCAUCCAACCACAGUUUAUAUUCUUUUCUCAGAGUUAAAUCCCUUGGUUACUCUAGGUGGCAAUAAAGAAAGUUCCCAACAGCCUGAAGUCAAACUUUGUCAACUGAACUACACAGACAUAAAAGAUUAUUUGGCUCACCCUGAAAAGAUCACCUUGAUAUUCCUUGGAGUAGAACUUGAAAUAAGAAAAGAGUUAUUUAAUCAUGCUGGGGAAGUCCAAAGAGAUGAAGAAGAUGGGUUGGUUGCCUGGUUUGCUCUAGGUAUAGAUUCUGUUGCUGCCGAUGAAUUUAAGCAAAGACAUGAAAAUUGUUAUUUUCUUCAUCCUCCAAUGCCAGCUCUUCUGCAGUUGAAAGAAAAAGAAGCAGGGGUUGUGGCUCAAGCAAGAUCUGUUCUUGCCUGGCACAGCCAAUACAAGUACUGUCCAACCUGUGGAAGCGCAACUAAAAUCGAAGAAGGUGGCUAUAAAAGAGUGUGCCUAAAAGAAGCCUGCCUUAGCCUCCAGGGUGUUCAAAGCACAUCCUAUCCAAGAGUUGAUCCAGUAGUAAUCAUGCAAGUUAUUCAUCCAGAUGGGACUAAAUGCCUUUUAGGCAGGCAGAAAAGAUUUCCCCCAGGCAUGUUUACUUGCCUUGCUGGAUUUAUUGAACCUGGGGAGACAAUAGAAGAUGCUGUCCGGAGAGAAGUAGAAGAGGAAAGUGGAGUCAAAGUUGGCCAUGUUCAGUAUGUCUCUUGUCAACCAUGGCCAAUGCCCUUCUCCUUAAUGAUUGGUUGCUUAGCUGUGGCAGUGUCUACAGAAAUUAAAGUUGACAAGAAUGAAAUAGAGGACGCCCGCUGGUUCACCAGAGAACAGGUUAUGGAUGUUCUGAUCAAAGGGAAGCAGCAGGCAUUCUUUGUGCCACCAAGCCGAACUAUUGCACAUCAAUUAAUCAAACACUGGAUUGGAAUGAGCCCCAAUCUCUAAAUGAAAUAACUGGACUCUUGAGUAUUAAGUGAUUUCUAAUACCACUUAUUUCUCAAGUGAAAUUAGAAUGUUUAGUGCUCGUUAGCAUGUCUCAACACAAAAUAUCAUAUUGGAUCUUUGAAAUACUUUCAAAGUAUACAUCUUAACCAUAGAAUUCAUAUUUUUAUUGAUUAUAGCAUUGCUUCAAAUUUUAUUAAAUCUGAGUAAGCCUUCUCUGAGCAUUUGUUUUGGUUGUGCUCCACAAUUUUAACUCACAAAGCCGUAUUUCUAAUAAGAGCAUCAUAUGGUAAAGACAUAUAUUUUUAAAGUGUCAACAUUACUAAAUUCCAGCAUCUCUUGUAAGCAUUAGACCAGUCACUCAAGUUCUUUUUUGAGAAAUGAGACAAAAUAAUUUUAAUGGGUUUUGAGCUAAAUUUUCAGUCCUUUUGUUGCCAUAGAUAUCCCUUCAGUUGUCGGUAAUUCCUUUUGGUCUUCCAUUUGUAAUCCACUUUUUUCUUCUGUUUCCAUUGGUCUAGCAGUGAUGCUGUAAUCGUGUUGCUACUAGUCCAUUUUAAUCAGUGUUAGAAUUAUCUGUCUUAACAACUUUAUUGGUGAUCAGAAUAUCAUUCCCUUAUGGAACAGAGCUUAAAUGAAAGCACACCAUUAUGUCCGGGACCUCUGCCUAAAACUCAAAUAUAACAUCUUAUUUCAACAAAUUCUAAGAUGCCUUUAAAAAAUAAGCUUAUCAUUGAAAAUUAGAAGAUUCUAGACAAAAUGAAGUAUAGUAGCUCACAAUUUUGUAAUAAGAUCAUUUUUAAGGCUGUUUAAAAAUUAUUUUAAAAGGUAGUCUCUAAAUGUAUAAAUUUAUUUUAGUGUGUUAGGACUGGGAGAGGCCAUAAGGUUAAUAUUUGUAGUUCAGUGCCCUUCUUUUAUAGAUAAGAAAGGGAAAUCCUAAAAGGUAAAUUUCAUUAAAGGUGAAUCAGUUAAUGAGCUAAUUGGCAAAAGUUACAUAAUUAUAGUUUACAAUUUAAUAGAGUUAAUUAUAAUUACAAUUAAAAACUUAAUUACUGUGUGAAAUAUUUUCCCUCUAAAAGGAAGCAGAAGAUAUUACUAAAAGUAUAUGUAUACUAUAACAAUGAAUUAAAAGAAGUGAUAAAUUAUCAAAUAUUGUUAAAUAUUAAGUUCAGACACUAAAAUUUAUUUAACUUAAAUAAGAUAAUUUUCUUAGAUAAAACUGUAUUUUACUAAAGAUUUUCUUAUUCAUGAAUGAUUUCUUGUGAAUGAAUGAUUUCUUGUGAAUGAAAGCUUAUUACUACCAGCCAGGACUUUAGACAAAGUUAAGACUUACACAGGACAUUUGGGUCCAUAAUAAAAUUUGAGCUUCUUGAGUAUAUAUAAAAUGAUGUGCCUUGAUUAUAUGAAGUAUAAUAAUUUCAGGUUCAGUUUUACUUCAAAUGUAUUUUUAAUGCUUAACAGAUUCAAGGAUUGUAUCAUAAAAUUUCAGUUUUUCAUAAAGUUGGGAUAUUAAAGUACAAUAUAAAGUAUCAACAAAAUUAAUUUAUAUUUAGUUUUGGUUAGUUAAUCCUGUACUCAGGGAAAAGCAAUAUCCAAGUAAAUUAUUGUUUUUGUUAGUCUUAAAUUGCUAGCCUCUGAGAGGUGAAAAGCUACAUGUAAAUAGAUGGAGUAGCCAAUUCAAGAAAUGAUAGUUUCAAGUGCCAUGAAGAUAUUCUAAUGAAAAUGACUAUAACAAUAUAUUAAAAUCUUUAUUUUCUGUUUUGUAUGUUAUGUAUUUCUUAAUGCUUUGAUAAAUUUCUUUCGAAAUAUGGGGAAAGCCAAAUUUCAUUCCCUAUUUAGAAUUAACGAUGCAUAAGUAAAAAGUAUAAAAAACCUUUUUAAAAGUUGCCAUAUUUGGGGCCUCUCUGAUGGUGCAGCAGGUUGAGUGCAGCGCUGCGAAGCUGUCCACAGCCUCUGCAGCUCCGGUUUGAUUCCCAACUGGCGAGGGAGAUUCCCACAUGGCAGGGCAGACCUCUCCUGUCUCACCCGCUGCUUCCCUCAGCAGUGUAUUUCAGUCUGCCUGUUCUGCUCCCUGCUCCGUCUCUGGUGAAUUCUCUCACCCUCCCGCACCUCUGGCCUGUACCCCAGUGCUUGUGUAAAUAAAUAAAUCUUAAAAAAAUGAAUAAAUAAAAGUUGCCAUAUUUGGGAGGCUUAAAUUUACAUUUAAAUAUGUAAAAUGUUAUUGUUUGGAAUCAUAUGUGUAUAUGUAUAUACACACAUGCAGACUUACAAAUACAUACAUAUGGUCAUUAUAUCUUCAGGUUUAUAGUUACAUGUCUCAUCUAAUGUCUUUUUAUUACUUGUCUGAUUUUAUCAAUCUUUGCUUCUUGAAUUUUCACUUGUUUAUUGUUCAUGGAAAGACUAGAAGAAUUAGAAGCUCACAUAUUUCACUUAGUUGGUAAAGUGAUUAAGUAAUUCUUUCAAAAGCCAACUUAAGGUUUUGUAUGAAAAUAGAAGAGAAUAGAACAACAGGGUGAGACCAUGAUAUGGAAGGACAAAGUAUUAAUUUGCUAAUGAGCCAAAUAAGGUCAAUUAAAUCUUACAUAACAGUGAAUAGCAGGUCCUCAAACUGUGUUGCUAAUGUGACUACACUAAAAUAUUAGGUGAAAAUUCAUUAAUUAUUUAGCAUAAGAAUUGCACAAUGCAAAUUUUAUUAGAGAUAAGAAUCAAUUACUAGUUUUUGUAUGUGUCACAUGGGAGUAGUGGUUGCUGAGUGAAAUUCAUGUGAAAUUUUAAGCUGCUCUUAAAAAGGGUAGUUUUCUUUAAUUGGAAAAUAUCUUGGGCAGAGUAAUCCAAAGUGCAAAAUUAAGAGUAUCUAUUUGCAAAUGUCAGAGAUCUAGGUCUCAAUGCAAACCAGAAGCACUUGCAAAGGAAUUAAGAACAAAGUGCAGAUAAAUUACAGAUAAAUUGGAUUUCAGUGCAGAUAGGUAAGGGUGUUCCAUAAGAGGCCAAAAGUGUGGAAGUGUUGACACCAAGGGACAGAUGAGCAUCAGAGACAGGUGGUGUAUUUUGAGGAGACAAGUUAAUGUUGCUGAGAGUCUGUAUAUUCAAAGUGAGCGUCACUGGUCAAGGAGAAUUGAUGAAAGAGAGGUCACUUGCGAAAAUAAACUCGUGAAAAUGAUGUGGUUGUCAUUGUUUAUUGUUUUAUGCUACACUCAGCCCUUUGUCUUACCAAGACACUCAAGGUAGAAAUUCAAAAGAGCUUCUGAAAAAGGGAAUGCAGUUUAUUAUCAAAUACAAUAGAUUUUCAAAUAAUUCAAUUUAUUUGACCAAAGUAGAAAUGUCAAAAGGAAAGUCAUUCUAGUAAUAAAAAUGUCAUGAGAAAAAAAAUGGCUAAUCAGAAUUCUUUUUGUUGUGUGGGAAAAU
This is a messenger RNA of Talpa occidentalis (Iberian mole), 4898 nucleotides long. RefSeq names its product nudix hydrolase 12 (gene NUDT12). Bases 114 to 1499 code for a protein of 461 amino acids. NCBI's taxonomy places the organism in Eukaryota, Metazoa, Chordata, Mammalia, Eulipotyphla, Talpidae. The transcript is spliced from 7 exons. Gene Ontology annotation, cellular component: cytosol. Gene Ontology annotation, biological process: NADP+ catabolic process; NAD+ catabolic process. Gene Ontology annotation, molecular function: NADH pyrophosphatase activity; metal ion binding; protein binding. The record is from RefSeq and is a predicted model, not a curated record.